AGGAGCGCCCCUGUGUCUUGUGUCUGGUACCUAUCCAUCCAUCGACAUUACUUGCCACAGCAAGUACAUCCCGUCUCUUCUCAAGCAAAACAAGAUACAGAAGCCAUGAAAGAUCCUAACACCAGCACCAAGUCCUUCAAGCAGGCCUUCCUCAAGAACCUCCUCCUCGGCCUGCAGCUCCAGGCACACACGAGCACAUCCUUCGGUAACGGCGCCAUGAGCCUCCACGAGAGGAAGCGCGCCGUCAAGCCCUCCGUGGACGUCGCCAUGGCGGCUGCGCACGGCGGUGGAGCGAGGUGGCCCAAGGCCAUCUUGGCACCGGCGUCCAGCGCGUGCAAGGUACAGAGGUGCAGGAGGAUCGUGAGGAGGUGGUGCCGCCGGAAGAGGUGCUCGGGGAGAUCAGGCCGCGCCGGUGGUGGCGACGUUGCGGGGAGGCUGCUGAAGAGCAGGACCAUGGCGCUGAGGGACGUGAUACCGGGAGGCCGGAACUCCACCAUCGAUGAGGCCACUCUGUUACGCGAGGCCAUGGACUACGCCGUGCACCUGCGCGCUCAGGUCGACGUGCUCCGCCAGUUCUCGGAAGCCGUGCAAACAUCUAGCUCCAAUGAUUCUGACCGUGCACUUAGAAAGCAGGCAUGAUUAAGCACCAGGUGGUGGCUUUGGCAGUGCUUUUGCGGACAGAAAGACCUGGUCUCCAUGAUGAUCAGGGAGACAGGGAUAUAGCUAGGCACUACAUAUUGCCAGGAUUUUAUCUUGUUCUUGCGAGAGGUCCUAUCAGUGUAUAGUGCUUUGGAGCUACUAUAGCUAGUUGAGUGCGAAGACUGCACUCUUUGUUGAUCAGCAGAGAGAAAAGGGGGCCCGGAAUUAUUUGUUGAUCAGCAAAA
Aegilops tauschii subsp. strangulata is the source of this 884-nucleotide messenger RNA. RefSeq names its product transcription factor IBH1-like 1. The record is from RefSeq and is a predicted model, not a curated record. NCBI's taxonomy places the organism in Eukaryota, Viridiplantae, Streptophyta, Magnoliopsida, Poales, Poaceae. Gene Ontology annotation, molecular function: protein dimerization activity. Gene Ontology annotation, biological process: regulation of DNA-templated transcription.